CGCCGACGAGGCCCGCGUCCUCAUCCCUCGCGCCCGGAGCCGCCGCCGAUGACAAGGCCGGGUGGCGCGGACUUGUCGGCGCCGCCUCUCCCCAUCCGCAGCCGCGCUCGCCCGCCGCCGCCGCCGCCGCCGCCGCCGCACCGCCACCGCUCUCUCCCGCCGACGCCACACCGCUCUCGCCCGCCGACGCCGCCUCUCCGCAGCCGUGCUCGCCCAGUCGCCCAGAGAAGAUAAGAGAGGAGUGAGAGAGAGAGAGGAGAAAGGGAGAGGAGGGGAGAGGGUGGUGACGUGGCCAGCUGACAUGUGGGGCCCACGUGGGUCCCACGUUGACUCAGCCGCCACGUAGACCAAAACCGGGGUCAAAAACACCCAAGGAUCUCAGGUGACCUGUUUUGUAUAGUUAAGGGACCCCGUAUAUCUGGUUUUGCGGUUCGAGGAUGUUUUUGGUAUCCCGAUGACAAGUUGAGAGACCUUCAGUGUACUUUUUCCCACCUACGUAAGCUGCCUAGCCCAUUUGCAAGUUGCGAUGGGCUUGGCCCACUUAAGAAAACCUAAGCCCCCCCCAUUGCUACCUUCUCACUCCCUGUCCUCCCAAGUCCCAAUCCCCAGCCGCCACCCACACACAAGCGCGCCGUUGGCCGUCGCCGCUGCACGCCGGCGCCACGCCACCUCGUGGCCUUCGCCGCCGCACGCCUCCCUGACCCGGAUUCCGGAGUCCAGCCGCUGCUCGCCGUCGCCAGCUCAUCUUCGCGGGCUCGCUUUUGCUCUCGGCGCAGCGGCGCGGCGCGGGCGGUGGCCGGUGGCCGGUGCCCUCGCCGACUCGGCUUUGAGUCGCCUCGCCUCUCCACCUCUGAUCCUACUCCGGCUCUCCGGCGACACCGCUCCUCAAAAAAAAAAAAAAACGUCGCCUCGCCGACCACGAUGAGGAGAGGACAUCCCGGAUACACUCCAAGAAUUACAUCUCGAAUGACGUUGAUGAGGAAAAUUGCCUGGGCAGCAGCGUUUUAAAUAGCAGGCUAAGACAUUUAGCGAUGCAAGGAGGAGGACUUGUUCCUUGAAUCAUUCCUCGCCUCCCAAAUGUCCCAAAGGGUGACUGCUAACACUGUGUUUUGGAGGCACUAACUCCUCUUCAUGAAAUCUGAAAUCCACUGUCUCAUACUUGUUAGUUCGUCCCUGCAUAAACUAAUCGGGAAAGUUGAUCUCACUUCGUCCCACACAGCAGUUGCGAAGGGGCACAAUAGGAGAACGUGUUUGAUAGUCAAAGCCACAUCUGAAUAACAAUUUUAAAAGCAGGAAUGCUUUUGUUUGAGCAUUGCAUUUAUCUACAGUAAAGCUAUGCAAUAUUUGUUCAGAACGAAACUUAUUAGGUGGAUUUGCAACUUUUAAUGGUAUAUCGAAUUUGUGGAUUUGGUAGUUCUGAUUCCUCUCUGAAUAACAGAUUAACAGUUAUGCCUCAAAUAUGAGAUAAGAGAGGUUGGAAAAUUAUAGUUGUGGAUUUUUGGAUUGAAUUCAGUAGCUCAUUUUGUUUCAAUUAUACACUUGUUGGUAAGUUUUUGCAUUGUCUGUAAUUUAUUUUUAACUUUGCUGCAACCAACCAUUGUAGCUAUGAGCCUGGACCAGCAUUUGAGGAGAACAGCGAAGAGGCUAUGCUUGACAUAUCACAAACAGAGUCAACGGAACUUUGGCUAAUACAGUGGCCUCUAAAUCAGUUAGAUGCGUCUGAUUUUCAUGGUCAAGAACUUACUCUUAAGUUGCACCGUGAUGGAAAAUUGAGCAGUUUGGAGAGUUCCUCGGGGAAGUCUUAUGAUCUUGUCAGCUUUGCUGCUCAGCAACCAGAUGCAACUGUUUUCCUUCCAUCCGGACCAGAAGCAAAAGCUGUUGGGAAGAUUGCACGUCGAGUUAGCUUAGUUCGUUAUCCUGACCCUGAAGAACUGGAGAAGCCAGGUUUGGGGAGUCUCACUCCUAGCAGUAAGAAAUCUGCAGGUUCUUCAAAGAAGACGAGGUCUCGGUUCACUAGCGGGUCGAAGAACCGCAGCAGCCAAGGCUCAGCGCAAUCGCUGGGCCAACAGAGUGCCGAGCCCGCGCACAAGCACAAUCAGAAGAGAAAGGAUGAGAGCAGUUUGGGGCACUCGAAUGUAUCGGGCAAGUCGGCCGAAGGAUCCCAGGUUCGUGGUGGCGACAGCGGCACGACCUCGGAGGUUCCUCAGACGCCUGUGGAGAAAUCCAAGAAGAAGAACAAGAAGGUUAGGAUCGCCGAGUAAGCAGUAUCAUCGUAGCUCAGGGGGUCAGGAGAAGAGAGGUUAAUUUUCCCUGAACUGUCAGCAUCCCCCGGAGCUUUGCAAGAAAGGCGCAUUUUGUUUGGCUCAGUUGCAUUUUUGCGAUGAGGCUCGAGUGCCAUAGCACCUUUUUUUGUUUUUUUUUUGAAGAAAUGCUGAAACGACGCUAUUUUACUACUCCAUCCGUUUCACAAUGUUAGUCAUUUUAGCAUUACCCACAUUCAUAUUGAUGUUAAUGAAUCUAUCUAUUGAUAGCAUCAAUAUGAAUGUGGAAAAUGCUAGAAUGACUUACAUUGUGAAACUGAGGGAGUAGUAUCUUUGGUCCUAGCUCAGCUAAGAAAAUGUGCGUAGAAAGAAGAAACUGUGCAAUCACACGAGCUGAGGAUUGGGCCAUUUUGUUGGUCCAAUCGUAAUUUGUACGUGUAGACCAAUAUUCAAAAGUGCAUUUUCGUAUAUAAUUGUAGUUUCAGUAUGUCGUA
Oryza sativa Japonica Group (Japanese rice) is the source of this 2755-nucleotide messenger RNA. Lineage: Eukaryota; Viridiplantae; Streptophyta; Magnoliopsida; Poales; Poaceae. The record is from RefSeq and is a predicted model, not a curated record.